This is a messenger RNA of Diospyros lotus (date-plum), 366 nucleotides long. Its product is annotated as non-specific lipid-transfer protein A-like. The coding region runs from base 1 to 366 and encodes 121 amino acids. Gene Ontology annotation, biological process: lipid transport. The transcript has a single exon. Gene Ontology annotation, cellular component: membrane. The record is from RefSeq and is a predicted model, not a curated record. NCBI's taxonomy places the organism in Eukaryota, Viridiplantae, Streptophyta, Magnoliopsida, Ericales, Ebenaceae. Gene Ontology annotation, molecular function: lipid binding.
AUGGAGAUGGGGUACUGUUGGGGGAGGAUGUUAGCGAGUGUGGUGGUUUUGGCCGUGAUUGCAACAGUUCCGGCGCCGGCGAGCGGGGUGAUUGAAUGCCUGAAGUCGGUGGCGAAGAUGGACCAGUGCAUGCCGUUCUUGGUCGGCAACACCGAGAAGCCGAGCAACGAGUGCUGCUCCGCCGCGCAGGAGCUAGACAAGGUGGCCGCCGGUUCCUCCAAGGACCGGAAGGCAUUGUGCGAGUGCCUCUACCAAUCUUUCCAUCCCCUUCCCCUCAACUACGAGUACGCUAAGAAGCUUCCCAAUCUCUGUCAACUCUCCCCCUACUUCCCUCCCUUUACCCCUAACGAUCAAUGCAACAAGUAA